Messenger RNA from Macrosiphum euphorbiae (potato aphid), 348 nucleotides. Lineage: Eukaryota; Metazoa; Arthropoda; Insecta; Hemiptera; Aphididae. The record is from the annotation of a GenBank genome assembly.
AUGUACGCUACGGAGAACGGUGCUUGGGCAGCGUUUUUGUACAGACAUUCGGAGGCUGUAAAAAUCGCAGUAACUUUUCGAUUUCUAACGACUUACGAACUCCAGCUGACUGUCACCGUGGACCUAGUAUGGAAAUGGUUCAAAAGAAUUACCAAGAAAAAAGUUUUCCUGAGAACUGGAUCAAAAAAACAAGAAGAGUCUAGCAGCAGCGCUUACGUCAAGGGUUGUAGGUCAUUAAGAAACUUAAAAAAUUAUAUUUAUGUAGUUUUGGCAUUGUUUGCACUGACCGGUGGAGCCUUCAAAAAUCUAAGAGAUAUGUUUGCUCUGUCACCGGAUCACACACUAUAA